Molecule: messenger RNA, 2507 nt
Organism: Coffea arabica (coffee)
Lineage: Eukaryota; Viridiplantae; Streptophyta; Magnoliopsida; Gentianales; Rubiaceae
Product: cellulose synthase-like protein E6
Biological process (GO): cellulose biosynthetic process
Cellular component (GO): membrane
Molecular function (GO): cellulose synthase (UDP-forming) activity
Source: RefSeq, a predicted model, not a curated record
AACAUUUAAUAAUAUCAAUAAAAUCUGAACACGUUAUAUAUGCAAGUUUCACAAUAAAACGAGGUCUGGGAUAAGAUUCGUGGUCUGUGGAGUGGAAGGAGCAAGAUGAGCACUGAAAAUGGAGCAAGAGAAGAAAACAGUGGUCGUUCUUUGUUCGAGACAAAAGCAGCAGAAGGAGGUUCAGUUGCUGCAGCUUACAAAGUUUUUGCUUUCACAGUACUUGUCAGCAUAGUGCUGAUAUGGUUGUACAGAUUAACGUACAUCCCUGGAGUUGGAGAACCUGGAAGAUGGGUUUGGAUUGGCAUGUUCGUCUCAGAGCUCUUGUUUGGUUUUUACUGGAUCAUUACUCAGUCUGCUCGCUGGAACGUUGUCCAAAGGAUUCCAUUCAAAGACAGGCUUUCACUCAGAUACGAAGACAAAUUGCCAGAUGUUGAUAUCUUUAUUUGCACAGCGGAUCAUGUAGUUGAGCCGCCAAUUAUGGUGAUUGACACUGUAUUGUCGGCCAUGUCAUAUAACUAUCCUCCUGAAAAAUUGAGCAUUUACCUUUCCGAUGAUGGAGGAUCAGAAUUCACAUUCUAUGCUCUUUUGGAGGUCUCUGACUUCGCAAAGUAUUGGCUGCCCUUCUGCAAGAAGUUCAAGCUGGAACCCAGGGCUCCUGCAGUCUACUUUAAGAGAAAUAUUCUUGACUCGCACGACCUUGUUCUCGCUCAAGAGGAGUCGAAAGUUAAGAAAUUAUAUGAAGACAUGGCGAGUAGGAUUGAAACAGUUGUUGAAGAGGGAGGCAUCCCAAAAGAGAUUAAGGAAAAACACAAGGGGUUCUCAGAGUGGAAUUCCUUAAUUGCAAGGAAUGAUCAUCAGUCUAUUGUUCAGAUAUUAAUUGACAGAAGAAAUCCCAACUCUGUUGACAUUGAUGGACAUCAGUUGCCUACUCUGGUGUACUUGUCCAGGGAGAAAAGGCCACAACGGCCACACCACUUCAAGGCCGGAUCUAUGAAUGCAUUGAUAAGAGUUUCAUCAAAAAUAAGUAAUGCACCGAUCAUCCUCAAUUUGGACUGUGAUAUGUACUCGAAUGAUUCAGAUGCACUUCGAGAUUCAUUAUGCUUCUUUAUGGAUGAAAAACAAGGGCAUAGAACCUCCUACGUGCAAUAUCCACAAAGAUACCAUAACAUCACUAAACAUGAUAUCUAUUCAAGUGUGGCCAGAGUUGUUCACCAGAUUGAGCUGGCUGGAAUCGAUGGUAACGGUGGUGCCCUUUACUGUGGUACUGGAUGCUUUCACAGGAGAGCAAGUCUUUGCGGAAUGAAAUUCUCCGAGGAUAACAGAAGUGAACUGAAGAGCGUGAAACAUGAAAUCGAAGGUAGGCCUGUUGAAGAGUUGGAAGAAGCAUCUAAACAAGUUGCAAACUGUAGCUAUGAAGAUGGAACUCAAUGGGGAAAAGAGAUGGGAUUGGUCUAUGGAUGUCCAGUGGAAGAUAUAGUCACAGGCCUAGCGAUUCAGUGCAGGGGAUGGAGACCAAUUUAUCACAAUCCAAGUAGAUAUGCCUUUCUGGGAAUUGCUGCUACAACUUUAGAUCAAUCUCUUGUUCAGAGUAAGAGGUGGUCCGAGGGCAUGUUCCAGAUUUUCUUAUCCAAGUAUUGUCCUUUCAUUUAUGGCCAUGGCAAGAUCAAACUGGGUGCCCAAAUGGGAUAUUGUAUCUACCUUUUAUGGGCUCCCAUUUCCCUUGGCACGCUUUGUUAUGCAGUUGCUCCUAGUCUUUGCUUACUUCAUGGCAUUCGAAUAUUUCCGGAGGUUUCAAGCCUGUGGUUUCUUCCAUUUGCAUAUGUUUUUGUUGCGAAAUACGCAUACGGCUUAGCUGAAGCUCUUAGCUGUGGGGAUACAUUGAAAUCAUGGUGGAACUCGCAAAGAAUAUGGUUGUUUCGUAGAACCACUGCAUACUUCCUUGCCUUCAUCGACACAGUCAUUAGGCAACUAGGCCUCUCCCAAACAACAUUCGUUCUCACACCCAAGGUGGUUGACGAUGAUGUAAUGAAGAGAUAUGAGAAUGAAAUCUUGGAAUUUGGAAGCUCAUCGAUCAUGUUUACUAUCAUAGCAACAAUUGCACUCCUGAACCUUUUCAGUUUCCUUUUGGGUAUCCGGAGAGUUGUUUUGGCUACCGAAUCAUCAAGGGCUUUCCAGCAGUUUAUCCCACCAAUCAUCCUUUCUGGAUUACUGAUAAUGAUCAACAUACCUGUGUACCAAGCACUCUUCUUCCGCACUGACAAGGGUCGCAUGCCAUCUUCUGUCUUGUGGAAAUCUGUUAUGAUCGUCUCACUUGCAUCUUUGAUGCCUAUUUACUAGCUCAAGUUUGUAAUAAUUAGAGGCCCUCUGUGGAAUUGAACAUUCCGCAGAGAAUGAAUUCAGCCUUGGGUGGUAACUCAGCUGCGAAAUUUCUUGAUGAAUCAAUUAUUGAGCCUAAAUUCUCUAUGGCUGCUGAAUACAAUCAGGUAGUUGAUCGUAGAUGCUUAUUC